Molecule: messenger RNA, 4337 nt
Organism: Spea bombifrons (plains spadefoot toad)
Lineage: Eukaryota; Metazoa; Chordata; Amphibia; Anura; Pelobatidae
Gene: SEMA6A
Product: semaphorin 6A
Exons: 20
Coding region: 495-3605 (1036 amino acids)
Biological process (GO): neural crest cell migration; axon guidance; negative chemotaxis
Molecular function (GO): chemorepellent activity; semaphorin receptor binding
Source: RefSeq, a predicted model, not a curated record
GCGGGGCUUAGAGAGAGAGUCUGAGCUCCACACUUCACCAAAUACAGUUCAAUGAGCAGCAGCUGAGUGUAAGGAACUGCUGCUCCUUGCUGCCUGGAAUCAGAGGAGUCUCAAGGAGUUGGUUGAAAACUGGGACACAUUAAUCCAGCAGCACAGAUCCACCACCAACAUCCCAAUUCCUUAUCACUGAUUGGAGUCAUUGGGGAUUUGUUUUGCUCUUUUGAAGGAAAAACAAACAAACAAACAUAAACAAAGGAUUUUCGUUUGCUCCUUAAUUCACUUCUUUGACAAAAGUGCACACUUUCCAUUUAUUGAUGUUUUAUGUGCAGUGAUGACAAAGGAUUGCACAGGAGAGUUUACUGGAUCCGUUUUCCCAGAGAGAUCCCUCUCAGUGGAUUACUAAUGGGACAUUACACGAGCUAGCCUGGCUUCUCCGCUUCCUCUGCAUGUUCUCAAGGGUGAAGUGAAAAGUUAAGUCUUUGAGCUGAUCUACUAUGAGGUCAGAAGCUUUGCUGCUGUAUUUCAUGAUACUUCGGUUUGUUGGGGCUGGUUUCCCAGAAGAUUCUGAGCCUAUCAGCAUAUCACAUGGCAACUAUACAAAACAAUAUCCGGUAUUUGUCGGGCACAAACCAGGACGGAACAGCACACAAAGGCAUAAGAUGGAUAUCCAGCAGUUCAUGAUAUUGAACCGGACCCUCUACAUAGCUGCUAGAGACCACAUUUAUACGAUUGAUCUCGACACGUCACACACAGAUGAAAUCUAUUUCAGCAAAAAACUGACGUGGAAAUCCAAGCAGCCUGAUGUAGACACCUGCAGAAUGAAGGGAAAGCAUAAGGACGAAUGCCAUAACUUUAUUAAGGUUAUGCUGAAGCGAGAUGAAGACACAUUGUUUGUCUGCGGCACAAAUGCUUUCAAUCCUGCCUGCAGAAACUAUAAGAUGGACACGCUUGACUAUUUUGAUGAAGAGAUAAGUGGAAUGGCAAGGUGCCCGUACGAUGCAAAGCAUGCUAAUGUUGCACUGUUUGCAGAUGGGAAACUCUAUUCUGCCACCGUGACAGACUUCCUUGCAAUCGAUGCUGUCAUUUAUCGGAGUUUGGGGGAUAGUCCGACCUUGCGGACAGUGAAAUAUGACUCCAAAUGGUUGAAAGAGCCAUACUUUGUACAUGCCGUGGAUUACGGGGACCUUAUCUACUUUUUCUAUCGGGAAAUUGCAGUCGAAUAUAACAGCAUGGGGAAGGUGGUGUUUCCGAGGGUGGCACAGGUCUGUAAGAAUGAUAUGGGGGGCUCCCAGAGGGUGCUUGAGAAACAGUGGACGUCAUUCCUUAAAGCCCGACUGAAUUGCUCGGUUCCUGGGGAUUCACAUUUUUACUUCAACAUACUGCAAGCUGUUACAGAUGUGAUUCACAUUAAUGGCCGCGAUGUUGUGCUAGCCACAUUCUCAACACCAUACAACAGCAUCCCAGGCUCCGCUGUGUGCGCUUAUGAUAUGGCCGACAUUGCCAGCGUGUUUACUGGGAGAUUCAAGGAACAGAAGUCUCCAGACUCAACGUGGACACCGGUUCCUGAUGAAAGGGUACCUAAGCCAAGGCCAGGCUGCUGUGCUGGCUCUGCCUCAGUAGAAAAAUAUGCUGCUUCCAAUGACCUUCCAGAUGAUACACUUAACUUCAUUAAAACACAUCCCCUCAUGGAUGAGGCUGUGCCGUCUAUAGUAAACAGACCACUAUUUCUCCGGACCAUGGUUAGGUAUCGUCUAACCAAAAUAGCAGUUGACACGGCUGCUGGUCCAUACCAGAAUCACACCGUGGUUUUCCUUGGAUCGGAGAGAGGGAUCAUUCUGAAGUUCCUCGCAAGGACAGGAUACAGUGGUUUCUUAAGUGAUAGCCUGUUUUUGGAGGAGAUGAACGUUUACAAUCCUGAAAAGUGCAGCUAUGAUGGAGCAGAUGACAAGCGGAUAAUUGGGAUGCAGCUAGACAAACAAAGCAACUCUCUGUACGUGGCUUUCUCCACGUGUGUUAUCUGGGUCCCGCUUGCGAGAUGUGAACGACAUGCAAAGUGUAAAAAGACUUGUAUUGCUUCCAGAGACCCGUACUGUGUUUGGUUACGAGAAGGGGGAACAUGUUCACAGCUGUCACCUGGUACUAAAGUACCGUUUGAGCAGGACGUUGAGCAUGGCAACACAGACGGACUUGGAGACUGCCAAAAUUCUUUUGUGGCAUUAAAUGAAUUUCCAACCACUCCUCCCGAUCAGGAAAUAAAUUACUACACAGUGUAUGAUCCCAGCACUACUUUCCACUCAAGAGACCACGGGGUCUACGAUAGGGAACGAAUCCUGAACUGGAUGGACCCCUAUGACUCAUCUGAGAAUACAGAUCCACAUGUGGCAGACUCAUUCCAUAAUCACCAAGACAAAAAGGGGGUAAUUCGUGAGAGUUAUCUCAAAGGUCACGAUCAACUUGUUCCAGUAACACUUUUGGCCAUUGCCGUUAUUCUUGCUUUUGUGAUGGGUGCAGUCUUCUCUGGAAUAAUUGUUUACUGUAUCUGUGACCAUCGCCGAAGGGAUGUAAAUGGAGUGCAGAGGAAGGACAGAGACCUUAAUCAUUCACGAAGAGGUUCUAUGGCAAGUGUCACUAAGCUAAGUGGACUCUUCGGUGACAGUCAGGGCAAAGACCCGAAACCUGAGGCUAUCCUUACUCCACUGAUGCAUAAUGGAAAACUGGCUACACCAGGAACUACUGCUAAAAUGCUAAUCAAAGCUGAGCAACACCAUCUAGAUCUGGCAGCAUUACCGACUCCUGAAUCCACUCCAACUCUGCAGCAAAAAAGGAAGCCUAGUCGAGGCAGUCGUGAUUGGGAACGAAAUCAAAACAUUAUCAAUGCUUGCACGAAAGAUAUGCCUCCAAUGGGAUCACCUGUUAUUCCAACUGAUUUGCCUCUUCGAGCAUCACCAAGCCACAUUUCUAGCGUUGUGGUCCUUCCAAUAACCCAACAAGGGUAUCAACACGAAUAUAUGGACCAACCAAAACUAACUGAGGUGGCACAAAUAUCUAUUGAAAAUCAGAAUUCUACUCUAGAGUACAAAGCAAUUAAGGAACACCUUAAUGGUAAAAGUCCAAAUCAUGGUGUGAAUUUGGUGGAAAAUUUAGAUAGUAUACCACCAAAAGUGCCCCAAAGAGAGGCUUCACUAGGGCCUCCAAGUUCUUCAAUGUCUCAGAAUGGAAUGGGGAAGCGCAUAGACAUGCAUUCACCAGCGUAUAGUGUAGAUUACAAGAGAAGCUACCCUACAAACUCACUCACAAGAACUCACCAGACAUCAACCCUGAAAAGAAACAACACCAAUUCGUCAAAUUCAUCUCACCUCUCCAGACAUCAGAGUUUUGGUAGAGGGGACAAUCCUCCUCCUGCUCCUCAAAGAGUAGACUCUAUACAUUUCAACGCUGCUCAAGGACAGACAGUGACUCUGACAAGGCAGCCUGGUAUUAAUGCCUAUAACUCUCUACCCAGAUCAGGUGUGAAACGUACUCCUUCUUUAAAGCCAGAUGUACCACCCAAACCUACAUUUGCACCACAUUCAUCAUCCAUUAACUCCAGUGAUGCAUGUACAUAAUUAUAAAAGGAAGGAAUAUCAAGGGGGCAGAAUUUGCCAUUUUGAGCCAGUCUACUGCAACUCCAUCAAUAAACAAAAAUUUCCAAGAAGGCUGUUAAUAAGCUACGGACUCUUUGGAAAAGAAGAAGUGAAAUAUUUUCUUAUGAAACCAUGUGACGUACGGUUUAUGUCUGCAGCUGCAGGACUUGCACACAAUCUAAACAGUCUUUACUGUUAACAAAUUCAUCCCAGAGCAUCACACCCAUGAGCCAAAAGCACAAAGUUGAAUGUUAACUUCACCUCCUGAUACACGUGGACUUGUAGAGGAGAGCAAGAAGACUAACAAGCAACAAGGAUGAAAAGGAUGUCGCAUGACUUCAAGGACAAUGCUAACUCAAAAUUAAUAAUGGCAGAAGUUUACUAUGUGCAGAUACUGUGAAAUGCCCAUCAGUGUUACAGCAGCUUGAUUAGCAGAAGAAUGCCGAACUGGGCACAGCUAUUCCCAAUCUCUGCUAUUCCUUUCUUUUUAAUGAAUAACAUGUGACCGAUAACAAUAGUAACUCCUAUUAUUUAUUGUUCAUUUUGUCUUUCCUAAGGAAAUGACUUUCCUGCAAUUCACUUUCUGAGCAGCUCUAUGGACGGAAAAAAGAGAUUAUGAACUCAAUUCUAUUUAACAUGAUCUGCUAACUGGAGUAGUUGAGUACUUUUAUUAUAAUUAUUAUUUUUUUUCCAAUAAAUUGGAUGAGGAAACAA